AUGGAUAAUGGCGGGCCCGCGCCAUCUCACGAAGGCAUCACUGCCUCGUUAGCAAAGGCCAAAGCGGAGAAAGAGCAGCAAGAGUCGCAAGGCUUGAGAUCGACGACGAACGACGCGGCCGCGGCCAAGAAGCAGAGCGAGAUCCAAUUCAAGGCUGCGCAUGGUCUAUUGGUAGCAUUUCUGUCUCUGAUACUAAUACUCCAAUUGCUGGGCAUUUACCUCUUUACGAGCGGUUUCCUCCUCACGAGAUUCACGUUUGACUACAAGUCAGAAUGCGCGCUGCCGCCCAUCGAUACCAAUGCGCGCACACCAAUCAUUAUCCUCAUCGAUGCGCUUCGCUACGACUUCACGGUCCCAUUUUCUACUGAGGGCCCCGAUGAGAAACCCCACCACUUCCAAAAUGCGUUUCCGGUUCUUUACGAAACGGCCAUCGACCAGCCCCGCAAUGCAUUUCUCCUCCCGUUCAUCGCCGACGCGCCGACCGCAACAAUGCAGAGGUUAAAGGGUCUCACAACCGGAACGCUUCCGGCAUUCGUUGACGCUGGAUCCAAUUUUGCUGGCACAGCAAUCGAAGAGGACAACCUCAUCUCCCAGCUGAGGAAUGCUAGCAAGAGGAUGGUACAUCUUGGGGACGAUACCUGGCACGCGCUGUUCCCAGACCAUUUCGAGCCGGAACUCACACGCCCAUACGAUUCUUUCAAUGUCUGGGAUUUGCAUACAGUAGACAACGGAGUUACCGACCAUGUCUUUCCGCUCAUGCAUGCGUCCAAUACGUCCAAGUGGGAUGUGGUAAUUGGUCACUACCUAGGAGUCGACCAUGCGGGGCACCGAUACGGACCAGAUCAUCCGGCGAUGGCGACAAAGCUCAAGCAGAUGGACGACGUGAUUCGCCGAAUGAUCGAACAGUUGGAUGAUUCUACAUUGUUGGUAGUCAUGGGUGAUCACGGUAUGGAUGCGAAGGGAGAUCACGGCGGAGAAUCGGACGACGAAAUUCAGGCCGCGCUCUGGAUGUAUUCGAAGCAGGAACGGUUCGGCCGGAGCUCUCCUGCUUUCAACACUCCCCCCGGUACAGCGAAGGAAAGGCCCGUUGCGCAGAUCGAUCUUGUUCCUACACUUUCCCUACUUCUUGGAUUGCCCAUACCAUUCAACAACUUAGGAAAGCCUAUUGAGGAAGCCUUCAUUGGUACCAAAGGCGUCGAUUACGAGAACCUAGCUACUGUAAAUCGACUCACAGCCGCUCAAAUUCACCGUUACCAGGAAGAGUAUGCUUCUGUGCAAGGUAUGGACGAGACCGCGCGUGCGGCAUCACUGUUGUCUCUCAAACACGCACAUGAGGCGUGGGAUGCUACAACUACAAAAUCCAAGGCCGAGGAAUACGCACGUGUCUACGGAUCGUACAAGACCUACCAACAGGAGACACUUGAUAUCUGCAAGGCAAUGUGGGCAAGCUUCGAUGUUCCGCGCAUGUUGAACGGAGUGACCAUCCUUGCGUUCUCCUUGGUAAUGUUGGCUGUCUACGCCCGUGGUCUAACGGGGGAUUUGUCGGAAUUGAGCCCUGUCCUUCUCUCUCGUGGUGGGAUCGGGGUUGUGCUCGGUGGUUUUAUCGGCUUCGGUGUCCAUUUUGCAUUCUCGGAUGUCCCCAAGCAGCACGCUAUAAUAUAUGCCGCCGCCAUGUGUGGUAAUCUUGGUAUAGCAUCCGCCUUCUGGUACCUCAGACGCAGACUUCUCUCCGUACUACCAAACUCGAUUUGGGGCUUUUUGAGCAUAAUAUUCACGCUCCUCUUGUCAGUCGGCUUCGCAGCAAAUUCAUUCACCAUCUGGGAAGAUGAAAUACUGCUUCACUUCCUGUCCACCUUUGGGUUCCUCGCUGCGCUGUCCUCUUUCCGACAGCCCAAGACCACCGACCGUGUCUUAGGCGUUUACCAUUCGAUAUUAUUCGUCAUCCUUACACGCGUUGCAUCUCUGUCAAGGCUAUGUCGCGAAGAGCAAAUGCCGUACUGCAAGAGCACGUACUACGCCUCCGCCACAUCCUCGACCUCCGCAACAUGGCAGCUCGCUAUACCCUUUGUCGUCGCUCUUCUCUUGCCAACUUUCAUUCGAGGGUACUAUGAGGGGACCCUUUCCUAUCAAAACUCGGCAGUGAUGUGGCUUGGCUUUGGUCUACGUUUUGGCUUAUUGUUGAGCGCUGCAUACUGGGCGCUUGACGCUGCCGAUGAUGGAGAUUGGUACCCCGGAUACAGCGGCCUGCUCAAGACGUCAAAAACAUUUAUCGCGCAGAUAACGAUCGUGACCACCAUAGCCGUCGGGUACCCAACAUUCACAUGGGCGAAACCGUUGCUCAACAUCGAGGAGGGUAAAUCCCACACGCCGCAUCCCUCGAAACAAAUCGUGCCCUCGGGCGGACGCUCCUCCAUCGCCAUCCUAGGUUACGGCAAUGCCCACGGCUCGCGAUACGCGCUGCUAGUCACAAUCUGGUACCUAGCCGCAGCACUCUUACAAAAGCCCAUGGGCGCCGGCGCGCUCGCCCUCUGCUGCUGGCAGAUCUUCUCCCUCCUCGAGAUCGUAGACACAAACCACCUUUCCGACAGCAGUAUCGGCCCCGUCGUCCUCGGCCUGCUGGGCAGCUUCCAUUUCUUCAAGACAGGCCACCAAGCCGCGCUGAGCAGCAUCCAGUGGGAAUCCGCCUUCAUCCCUUUGCAUACCAUACGCUACCCGUGGUCGCCCUUGCUCAUCGUGCUCAACACCUUCGGCGCGCACAUCCUCUGCGCGGUUGCGGUUCCGGCCCUCGUGCUCUGGAAGCAGUCGCCCAAGAAGAAGGGCCUGCUUGGCGAUGUGGCGCGCGCGAUGGCCACGCACGUGCUUUUCUACGCCACCAUCAACCUAGCGACGACGAUUCUCGACAAGCAAUUUGCUCGAUUCGGGGACUCAAAACCUUGGUUGUUUGCAACUACGUCCGGCAGGCUGGAGCAAAGGCGGGGUUGGGUCGACAACAUGAUUGUUUCCUGCGACAAAAGACCGACCGCGCGGUCUAGCGAAGGGUCGUCGCGAGGCACACCCAAUCGGCCAUCUCAUGAUCGCUCAAGUAAUGCGUCGAGGCAGGGACAUACCUCCGAGUCUCUGCAACAAUGGACGAAGAGAGUCCUUCGUGCGGCUCAACAGACCGGAUGUAUCACUGGGAUUCCUACCAAUCUCCAAGAUGUGGAGCUGGAUGAAGAAGACGACAACUACGUGCUGAACUCGACGACCACCAAAGGCUUGAAGCACCUGAAAGAAAGGUUCCUCACUCACUUAGCUUUAGCGUUUGGUGAUGGCGGAGCGUGGGAGUCACCUACGAUCGGAUAUCUCCACGAGGACCCCAGCAACCGCGUUGUGACGAUCGGUAUCACACGCAUGAAUGGCACGAAGGAGUGCGCUGGUCUGGCUAAUAGUGCCAGUAAAUUCGCUGCAGCCUUCACAGGCAUUCAUCAGUCGGUUGGAGCCAAAUCGACAGCCGACUAUGACAACCUAGAGGAGGUAGUCUUUCGAUUGUACAGGACUCGCCUUAAUGCAGCCGCUGUCCAGCUACGCCAUUUGUGGCGUAUCCACAAAGACAAGGUCCACGACGUCAUUGCAAACAUUUCAGGAAUGUAUGACGAAGACGUCAGUCAGGCUCGUGAUGCAGCCAUUGGCGACUGUAUCAUCGGUCUCAAUGGUUCGAUACAUUCUCUGAAUUCUUCGCCCCACACUAUCUUCCACAAUCAUGACAAGCAUUCGAAAGGCCUCAUGUUCGACAGCUUGAAGCUUUUCUAUGUGGAAGGCGGUUGGGUCCAAGCCAGGCUCAUAAACAUCUUGGGUUCCUCACUCGGCAGUGGAAUAUACAACGCCGUGCUGAUCAUGGUAAAGCCAACAAGGUCGGUGGAGAUGUUUGUGCGCGCAGCCCAAGCAUUUAGGAUCUAUUCUGCCGUCUACUUCAGGCGCGGGGAUCCUGGAGCAGUGCGUUCCCGCCCGCCGUUCAAAUCCCGCUAUGCAGGCAAUCCUGCACACCUUGGAGUGUCAUCUUCGCUCUCCGCAGAGGAGCGUACCAGUCCAACUACGUUGCCUAAGGAUACACAAAACCACCUCGGCGCUGAUGAUGAAGUCUCCUCAACCAUGCGCUGUCUAAGCCUUGACAAUCAGUUGGAGUCGGCCACUUUCUCUCAUCCUGCAAAGGAAUCUUCGACUUACCUGAGAGCCAGCGUACUUGGAGAUCGUGUACCGGAUCCCAGCUCGGACGCAUACUAUAUCUUUGGGUUUGUCGCCUCUCAAGACGAGGACCAAAUCCAAAGAUUGGGAGGCCUGUGGAAGGCCAUCAUCACGAGUUCGCCUUCUGAGAAGGCAGUGUUGGUCGAAAUAUGCCAGGCACUAGGCGAACAUCAGAUCGCCCAAUUCUUUGACCGCCAUGGCUGGAGCGCCUUUCGACAAGAACUUCCGAACCUUGAGACCUUCUUCGCCACACCGCCUAAUGAGCGCUCUUCAGUCUAUCGAUUGGUCCAGUUCGUCCGUAUCGAAGACGGUACGUGGGAGGGCACAGAGCCGCCACGCGUUCUUAUACGUGAUUACGGCUUUCACCAGUGCAGACAGAGAGAGGACGUAGUCGUCCUGAAAGAGAUAUACCGCAAGACGCUGGCGGCGCUCAAGAUGCUCGACCUUCAUCAGGCGUGCGUUCGCAACAGGAUUCCCACAGCAGUCAUAGCUGCGGGUGUCCGAUUUGAGUCUCGACACCGAAGGUUUCUCGUAAAUCAAGGCCCGCGCCCGGACGUAGGAUACGAGAAGAUCACUGCGCCAUUCGCCUUUGACCAGGGCCUCUUCAAACGCGAAAAGAUACGACGCAUGAGACGGAAUUUUCGUCUAGAUGCCUAG
This is a messenger RNA of Didymosphaeria variabile, 4878 nucleotides long. It is a transcript of the gene GPI13, whose product is annotated as mannose-ethanolamine phosphotransferase gpi13. The transcript has 5 exons. NCBI's taxonomy places the organism in Eukaryota, Fungi, Ascomycota, Dothideomycetes, Pleosporales, Didymosphaeriaceae. Gene Ontology annotation, biological process: GPI anchor biosynthetic process. The record is from RefSeq and is a predicted model, not a curated record. Bases 1 to 4878 code for a protein of 1625 amino acids. Gene Ontology annotation, cellular component: endoplasmic reticulum membrane. Gene Ontology annotation, molecular function: mannose-ethanolamine phosphotransferase activity.